CUCUCCUCCUAAUACAAUCGUCCUCCCUGGCUUUCCCCUCGCCCAAUCUCUCCCUCUUCCCUCUUCCCACCAGCGUCCGUAUAUCACCCAAUCAUCCCCCCGUCCGUCGUCUUUUCAAUCCCACUCCAAUCUGCCAGCUUCGUCGCCUGCUGCUGGCUUAGGGCUUUCUCCUCUGUUCCCGUUUUUGCCCACCCCCGCCCCAGCUCGAGUCCGUCGUCUGCUGCCCGGCCUGCACCUCCCCAUCCCACCUCUCCGCCCAUCCCGUCCCGACCCUCUCUCGUCGCUCGCUUGUCUCUUCUCUUCUCUCCGAACUCACCAGAACAUCCCUCCUCCAUCCGCUUUCGCUUGCAUUCACUCGUUCAUCUCCGACCGCAAGCUUCACGUUCAUGCUGCACGCAUAAUUGCUCUCGCCUUUUUCCCCCCUUCCCUUUUCUCUCGCCCUUGUCUGGCUUUGCUGCAAUGAACUUCCAACCGGAAGCGCACAAUGGCGCCCCCAAGCGAUCCAACUCUGGCAGAGAGAUCGUCUACCUGUUUCCCAACGCAAGCACCGGAGGCUCUGUCGUGAACACGUCCCCGCCGUCUCACGAAAACAUGCCUCCAGAUGUCGCUCAGGCCCUCGAGUUGCUUAGAAAUUACUCGUUUCGCGAUGUUUAUCGUUGGUUGAAGAUGGACCGACAAGACGAGAUCAACCACAGCUCCGGUGCCAUGCAUCGUCCGCAUUCGACCUUCAAUGGCCCAAACCACGCUCCUCGCAUGUCCGUCGCCUCCUCCACCCAAGGCUCGUCCCGCGCGUCUUCCGUCUUUUCCGCCGGCGCAAAGCGCAUCUCCAUAGCAUCCACCAACACCACCUUCAGUCACCUGUCCGAUCGGGGCCAACAGACGGUCAAUCCAGGCUGGGAGGCAACCCUGCCCGUCAAUGGCGCCCGCCAGUCGUCGCUGCAGACGGCCCACGUCGUGUCUCUGAACCGUCAGAACUCGGCAACCCUGGUGAGCUCGCCCGUGGUCAAGAGCGCGAGGCCAUCCAUUGUCAACACGACCCCCGUUCGCCCCAGUCCGCGUCAGCGCGAGAGCGACGUCGAAGCGAAGAAGAAGUACUUCUGCACCGCCUGCAACAAGGGCUUCGCCCGCAAGUACGACUGGAAGGUGCACGAGCAGCGCUACCACGAGCAACAGACGCAGUAUCCGUGCCCGGACUGCAACCAGAUCCUGUUCGCCGAGACGCUGUUCAAGUCCCAUCAUCGAGACGCCCAUGGCUGUCAGGACUGUCCUCACGCGAAGGGCAUAGCGAAGGAGGUCGACGUCCGAAGAAAGCGGACCGCCUGGGGCUGCGGUUUCUGCAGCGAGAUGCUGGACGACUGGGAGAAGCGCUGCGACCACGUCGCUGCGCACUACGACAACGGCGUCAAACGCGAAGAGUGGGAUCACUCCAAGGUCAUCAUCGGCCUGCUCCGUCAGCCCGAAAUCGACCAAGAGUGGCGCCUGCUCCUGACGAGCCGCCACGGCCAGUUCCCGACCGAUCUUGGCCUGAGAUUCAGCAAGGAAGCCACCGGUCGCUCCCACGGCGAGAACGCGGCACAGCUGCAGGACUUGCUUGAAUUUGGCGCCUGCCCUCGAGACAUCAAAGCCAUUGUCGAGCUGGCCUACGAACACGGUUACCGACGCCCUGUCUCGGCUGCUCCUUCCUCCUCGCAGCCGACCCAGACGCAGUCAACUUCCCUCAUGUCCCCGCCGUUCAGCGUCAACCAGGACGCGUCCAUGGAGUCUCCCGUUAAUCAGACCACCCAAUCCGAGGAUGCUUCGCCCAUGCAAUUUGUCGCCCAGACGACCAACUCGAGCCCUAUGGACGGCUUCGACAUGAACGUGACCGCCUCUAUGGCCGCUUAUCAGACACCAGCGGAAUCACGCGUGAGUUCUGUGGGCCCCGCCAUGUCCGCGACCAUCACCAACCCACUCGACUGGAGCACAUAUCAGAUGUUCCCGGAGCAGUACACCAUGAAUCCUCCCAACCCAACUCGCAUGUCGGUCUCAUAUGACAAACCACUACCACAAAUCCCCCCCGAGGAUGGAAGAAAUUCCGUCACGCCCCGGCCGCAGCAGCAGCAAAGGGUGCAGCACGUGGCAGAGCAGAUGCAGCAGUUCGUUCCGGAAUCUGAUCCAGCCUUUGAGACGUGGUCUCUCAUGAACGCCUCGCUUGGGGACGACCCUCAAUAUUUCGCCACCGCUCAUCAAUUCGUGUGAAGAUGGAAGAAACAGAGUACGCGAACAAAGCCUAUUCCCGUACACGCCCGUCCUCCGAGCGCGCCUGAGGGUCGAAAUCGAGCAGGCUGAGCGACCCUUUCCGGACGGCUAAGAGCGGUACGUCCAGGGUCGAGCAUCGAAUGUUCCAAGGCGCAAGCACCGGGCGCCGUUUCAGCUAGAGCAGAUUUUGAGCCCGUCUCAACAAGAAAGCACCUGCUGUUUCGAACAAAUGCCGCCACAAUACGCAUACGCCACAGUAUGCUAUUUUUUUCCUCCCCCCCUCCCCCCAAAACCUUCAACCAAACCCCUGUUUCCCCCCCCCAAUUGCUACAUCGUGAUACCCAUUGUGUAAUCUCUAAUACGGACCUAUCUUUUGGGGGGACCAAACCAACCUCCACAAUGAACCUAGGUCGUCAGCCGCUUGGUUUCCUUUUUAUUUGGGUUCCCUUUUGCUCUCUACGGUUGAAAAAUGGAGUGUUGUUGUUCUUGUUGGUUUCUUUGCUGUUUUUGGAGGACGGGUUGCAUUUAGGCCUUUAUGACAGGAUCUGGACUGAGCAUGGACAGGUACAAAGGUUGCAUCGACUACGCAGAUGGUGGGUUUUCUUGUUGAUUUACGAGCUUGUAAGAUAUGCGAAAAAGGGCAGUGUCUUGGAAGAAACCUAUCUCCGUAUGUGGCUAUGUCGAACUGUCUAUUUGCAGAUUACUGUUCAAGUGUGCAGGAUCUUUUUGACGAAUGUCAUGCCAGAUCAGAUCUGAUGAAUAGUCCCCAAGAUUGAGAUACUUCAGAAUAGCAACAAAUGUCGAACAAAGAAGGUCUCCCAGCUCAGCCAUGACCGUAGCCAACAGCCUGUGGCGUGCACAUGUGCCAGGAGUGGCGCAUCCGGAAUGGCGAAUGAUGCACUUUGGACGGGGCUUGGCCUCACACCACCAAAGCACGCUUUUGAGGAAACCUUGUGUCAACACCAUUUAAGGCGAUUCCCG
This is a messenger RNA of Verruconis gallopava, 3219 nucleotides long. RefSeq lists its product as uncharacterized. Lineage: Eukaryota; Fungi; Ascomycota; Dothideomycetes; Venturiales; Sympoventuriaceae. The record is from RefSeq and is a predicted model, not a curated record. The coding region runs from base 460 to 2238 and encodes 592 amino acids. The transcript is spliced from 2 exons.